Hyalella azteca is the source of this 1774-nucleotide messenger RNA. It is a transcript of the gene calypso, whose product is annotated as ubiquitin carboxyl-terminal hydrolase calypso-like. Lineage: Eukaryota; Metazoa; Arthropoda; Malacostraca; Amphipoda; Hyalellidae. Gene Ontology annotation, molecular function: cysteine-type deubiquitinase activity. Gene Ontology annotation, cellular component: cytoplasm. Gene Ontology annotation, biological process: protein deubiquitination; ubiquitin-dependent protein catabolic process. The record is from RefSeq and is a predicted model, not a curated record.
AGUUGGUACACGAUUAAGCAUUUUUUUUCUGUAAAUCUUUUUUCAUUUUUGAAACAAUUUCAGAAGGCUAUGUUAGGUCUGGCAACAAAUCCUAAAAUCCUCAACAAUUUUUGGCCAAGAACCUAGUCUUGGUUACACAAAUAACGCAAUGCCAACUUUAUAAACUUUAUAUUAGGGCACUGCCAUGCACAAUGUUUAUGACACUAUACUGGACUAACUGUCAAUGCAUGUUUCAUUGUGUGACCAGACUCCAGAGCAUUUUUGGUUUCUAUGAAAGAUUUUUAUUCUAGAAUAUUUUUGAACUACAAGGUUUUAACAUGCCUGUGGAUAUAAAUAAUUUAACAGAUGGCUGGUUGGAAUUGGAAAGUGACCCAGGUCUCUUCACUCUGCUACUUGAGGACAUGGGUGUUCGUGGGGUCCAAGUUGAAGAGGUUUAUGAUUUGCAGAAAGGCUUUGAAGGAAAAGUUCUAGGAUUCAUUUUCCUUUUCAAGUGGAUUGAAGAAAGAAGAUCUAGGAGGAAAAUAGUGGAAAAUACUGACAACUAUGUAACUGAUGAAAAUAUAGUCAACAACAUGUUUUUUGCUCAACAAAUGGUACCAAACAGCUGUGCCACGCACUCGUUGGUGUCAGUGUUGCUGAACUGUCCUCACCUGGACUUGGGUGCUACACUGGAUCGGCUCAAGGCCCACACAGUUGCCAUGACACCUGAGAACAAAGGCUGGGCAAUAGGCAACACCCCCGAGUUGGCGAACGCUCACAACGCCCACGCAGCACCACAGGCCAGACGUCGUCCCCCGACCAACGAGACCUUCCACUUCGUGUCUUAUGUGCCCAUUGGCGGGUCUCUUAUGGAGCUCGAUGGACUCAAGCCUUACCCCAUUGAUCAUGGUCCGUGGCAAGAAGGCGAGGACUGGACGGAGCAGUUCAGGCGCGUCAUCAGCGCCAGGCUGGGCGGGCGCGCUAACGGAGAGCCUUACCACGACAUUCGCUUCAGCCUCAUGGCCGUCGUGCCUGACAAGAUUACCCUGCACAGCGAGCGUCUGCUCACCCUCGCUGCUCACAAACAAAAACUAAUGGACGCCUUCAAGAGAUACGUCGAGGAGAACUGCGCUCACUACUUGAACAUAAAGGAGGGGGAGACUCUGGAAGAAUGUGAUGCUGCUCAUGGAAUUGUGUCCAAUUCUGACGACAUGGAGCACUCAGGGCAGAUGGACAAAAAUUCAAAUGACGCAGCUGAAGAUGUAAAAGAAGGCAAAGAUAAGGGUUGCGAUAAGAAAAUCAUCCUGCCUCCUGUCCUGAACUCGGCUCACCCAACCCUGGACCAUUGCCUCGACUUGGACUUCAUUAACAAUGUCACAGAUAACGUUUUGGACGGUCGCUGUAUGUCGCUCUUGUCGGAGCUCAUCGCCAUCAUCGACGUUGAGUCGGACAACAGUGAAAUGCUGCUCAAGGACGAGCAGGAGAAGCGCGUCCGAUACAAGACAGGUGCCAGGCUGGGCGGGCGCGCUAACGGAGAGCCUUACCACGACAUUCGCUUCAGCCUCAUGGCCGUCGUGCCUGACAAGAUUACCCUGCACAGCGAGCGUCUGCUCACCCUCGCUGCUCACAAGGGCGUUGCUAAGUCGGCAUCGAGCAGCAGCUGCAAAGGCACCUCGUCAACAGCAGGCGCAGUGUCGACCGCCACCGGCAGUUGCAAGAAGCGCGGCCGCAAGAAGAAAGCAAAACCUAAGCGCAAAAGAUGAACACCUGACGGCUGUUCCUUCGCAUUAACUCA